Elephantulus edwardii (Cape elephant shrew) is the source of this 10134-nucleotide messenger RNA. It is a transcript of the gene ZNF292, whose product is annotated as zinc finger protein 292. Bases 36 to 8189 code for a protein of 2717 amino acids. Gene Ontology annotation, cellular component: nucleus. Lineage: Eukaryota; Metazoa; Chordata; Mammalia; Macroscelidea; Macroscelididae. Gene Ontology annotation, molecular function: DNA binding; DNA-binding transcription factor activity, RNA polymerase II-specific. The transcript has 8 exons. Gene Ontology annotation, biological process: regulation of transcription by RNA polymerase II. The record is from RefSeq and is a predicted model, not a curated record.
ACCCAGGUGCGUACGCGACGGAGCGGGGUGUGAAGAUGGCGGACGAAGAGGCCGAGCAGGAGAGGUUGAGCCGUGGGGAAGGCAGCUGCGUCGCGGAGCUCCAGCGCCUGGGCGAGCGGCUCCAGGAGCUAGAGCGACAGCUGCGGGAAAGCCGGGUACCGGCCGUCGAAGCGGCCACGGAGUACUGUCAACAGCUGUGCCAGACACUUCUUGAAUAUGCAGAGAAAUGGAAAACUUCAGAUGAUCCCUUACCUUUAUUGGAGGUAUACACGGUGGCUAUCCAGAGCUAUGUUAAAGCACGACCUCAUCUUACCUCUGAAUGUGAAAAUGUAGCAUUGGUUCUGGAACGCUUGGCAUUAAGCUGUGUUGAACUUUUAUUGUGUCUGCGUGUUGAGUUAUCAGAUAAACAAUGGGAACAAUUUCAGGCGCUAGUACAGGUAGCUCAUGAGAAGUUGAUGGAGAAUGGCAGCUGUGAAUUGAAUUUUUUAGCUACUCUAGCUCAAGAGACUGGGGUGUGGAAGAACCCAGUGCUGUGCUCCAUUCUUUGCCAGGAACCCCUGGAUAAGGAUAAAGUGAAUGAAUUUUUAGCUUUUGAGGGCCCCAUCUUGUUGGAUAUGAGAAUUAAACAUCUAAUCAAAACGAAUCAGUUAAGUCAAGCAACUGCUCUAGCAAAGCUGUGUUCUGACCAUCCAGAGAUUGGUUCUAAAGGUAGUUUUAAACAAACCUACCUUGUGUGUCUGUGUACAUCAUCACCAAAUGAAAAGUUAAUUGAAGAGAUUUCAGAAGUUGAUUGCAAAGAUGCACUAGAAAUGAUAUGUAACUUAGAAUCUGAGGGUGAUGAAAAAAGUGCUCUUGUUUUAUGUACUGCAUUUUUAUCCCGUCAGUUGCAACAAGGAGAUAUGUACUGUGCUUGGGAGCUCACUCUCUUUUGGAGUAAGUUACAACAAAGGGUAGAACCAUCUGUACAAGUGUAUCUAGAGAGGUGUCGUCAGCUUUCUUUGUUAACCAAGACGGUCUACCACAUUUUCUUCCUGAUUAAAGUUAUUAAUUCAGAGACUGAAGGGGCUGGACUUGCCACCUGUAUAGAGCUAUGUGUAAAAGCUCUUCGCUUGGAAUCCACAGAAAAUACUGAAGUGAAAAUAUCUAUUUGCAAGACCAUUUCAUGCUUGUUGCCUGAUGAUCUGGAGGUUAAACGUGCCUGUCAACUGAGUGAAUUUCUUAUUGAGCCUACAGUAGAUGCUUAUUAUGCUGUGGAAAUGCUGUACAACCAACCAGACCAGAAAUACGACGAAGAGAAUCUUCCAAUACCAAAUUCUCUACGCUGUGAGCUCUUACUUGUAUUGAAAACUCAGUGGCCCUUUGAUCCAGAAUUUUGGGAUUGGAAAACCUUAAAACGACAAUGCCUUGCAUUAAUGGGAGAAGAAGCAUCCAUUGUGUCUUCAAUAGACGAGUUAAAUGACAGUGAAGUGUAUGAAAAGGUAAUAGACUACCAAGACGAGAUUAAAGAAACUUCUCUAAAUGGACUUUCUGGUGGAAUUGGUGCUAAUUCUGACCUUUGUGAUGAGAAGCAGAAGAAAAAAGAAAUAAAACAGUUAAGGGAGCGUGGAUUUAUAUCUGCUAGGUUUAGAAAUUGGCAAGCCUACAUGCAGUACUGUGUACUAUGUGAUAAAGAGUUCCUUGGCCACAGAAUAGUACGACAUGCUCAGAAACAUUACAAAGACGGGGUUUACAGUUGUCCCAUAUGUGCAAAGAACUUUAAUUCAAAAGAAUCUUUUGUUCCUCAUGUCACAUUGCACGUUAAACAAUCUAGUAAAGAAAGACUAGCAGCUAUGAAACCAUUAAGAAGAUUGGGUAGGCCUCCUAAGAUCACAGCUACCAAUGAGAAUCAGAAGACUGUCAAUAAUGCUGUAAUCAAGCAGGAUCAGAGGCCUAUUAAAAAGAAUAGUCUCUAUUCAACAGAUUUCAUAGUAUUUAAUGACAAUGAUGGUUCAGAUGAUGAAAAUGAUGACAAAGAUAAAUCUUAUGAACCAGAAGUGAUCCCAGUUCCUAAACCAGUACCUGUUAAUGAAUUUAACUGCCCUGUAUCUUUUUGUAAAAAGGGCUUUAAGUACUUUAAAAAUUUAAUUGCUCAUGUAAAAGGGCAUAAGGAUAAUGAAGAUGCCAAGCGCUUUCUUGAAAUGCAAAGCAAAAAAGUUAUUUGUCAGUACUGUAGGCGGCAUUUUGUAAGUGUGACUCAUCUCAGUGACCAUUUACAAAUGCACUGUGGCAGUAAGCCAUACAUCUGUAUACAGAUGAAAUGUAAGGCUGGCUUUAACAGUUACGCAGAGCUCCUAACCCACAGAAAGGAGCAUCAGGUGUUUCGAGCAAAAUGUAUGUUUCCUAAAUGUGGCAGGAUUUUCUCAGAAGCUUAUUUGCUGUAUGAUCAUGAAGCACAACAUUAUAACACCUAUACAUGUAAGUUCACAGAGUGUGGUAAAGUUUAUCGUUCUCAGAGUGAACUAGAAAAGCACUUGGAUGAGCACAGUGCUCCUCCUGAGAAAGCACUGCCACCUGAAGACCAACUUCAUUCAUCUGAUGAUUCCAUUCAGCCUUACAAAGGAAACCAGAACACAGAUGGAAACACUGAGAAGGAGCAUGCUAUGCUUCCAUCAGAAAAUAACACUGAAAACAGCUCACCAGAUGACAAAACUAAGAGUUGGGAUAAAAACAAAGCCGAAUCAGACAACCCUGAACAGGAUCAGGUUUCUGACUCUUUGCUGAGGGAACCUGAUGGAUCAUUGUCAAAUGAUUUGGAAAAUCCUACUACCAUCCCCCUGCUUCAGGCCAGUGAAGUAGCUGUGUCCAUCAAAGUGUCUCUCAAUCAGGAGGUUGAGGAUAACUUUGAAAAACAAGAAAACUCAGAUGUAGGAGGCACUGGUGAAUCACUGCUCACAAGUUUGCAUACACCAGUUGAAAGCACUUGUACUGAUUUAUGUCAUUCAGGUUUCCAAGAGAGGAAAGAACAGGAUUGCUUUAGCCAAACUCAAAUUACUCAGAAUUCUUUAGUUAAUUCCGAAACUCUCAAAAUGGAUGACUCUACCCCACAUAACUUAGAAAGACAAGUGAAUAGUCUAAUGACCUUUGCUGUGCAAAAUCAGUCAGGAUUUCAAAACAAUUUACCAACUUCCAAGCUUGAAUGUGAAGGAAAUGUGAAAACAUCAUCCAACCUUUACAGUUUACCUCUGAAGACAUUAGAAAGUAUCACAUUUGUUCCACCACAGGCUGAUCUCAGUGGCUCUAUAGACACCCCGUCAGUGCCUCCUAAAGCUCCAGUUCAGAAAUUCAGUUGCCAGGUUGAGGGAUGUACUCGAGCUUAUAAUUCUUCACAGAGCAUUGGGAAACAUAUGAAAACAGCACACCCUGAGCAGUAUGCUGCAUUUAAAAUGCAGCGCAAAAGUAAAAAAAGUCAAAAAUCUAAUAACCUAAAUACACCAAAUAAUGGAAAGUUUGUUUAUUUUUUGCCAUCACCAGUGAGCAGCUCAAAUAAUACUUUUUUUACACCACAGACCAAAGCCAGUGGGAUUCCUACUUGUUCAGCCCCGUUACAGCCUGUCUCCUCUUCUAUUUUUCCAGCAAAUGUAACUGCUUCACUGUUGCCCUCAAUGGAAAAUGUCAUAAAUCCAAAUAUACCUUCUCAGGACAAAAAUGAACCAAGUAGUAUAUUGUGUUCCCAGAUGGAAAAUUUACCAGGUACUCCCUUGGCAGCACAAAUGGAAGAUCUAACCAAAACUGUUUUGCCCUUGAAUAUUGACAGUGGCUCAGAUCCUUUUAUGCCUUUACCUGCAGAAAGUAGUUCCAUGUCUCUCUUCCCUUCACCAGCAGAUAGUGGGACUAAUUCUAUAUUUUCCCAGCUAGAAAACAAUACAAAUAGUUUUUCUUCACAGAUUGAAGGGAACACUAAUUCCACCUUCCUGAAGGGGAACAAUGGUGAAAAUGCAGUUUUCUCUUCACAAGUGAAUGUUGCAAAUGACCUCAGCAGCAGUAGUGCCCAACAAUCUGCAUCUGAAAAAGCUAAAAAAGACCGUGGAUGUGGUCCAAAUGGGAAGGAAAGAAAACCCAAGCAAAACAAAAGAGCUAAGUGGCCUGCAAUUAUCAGAGAUGGAAAAUUUAUCUGUAGCAGGUGUUACAGGGCUUUUACUAAUCCUAGAUCACUAGGUGGACACUUGUCUAAGAGAUCUUAUUGUAAGCCACUGGAUGGAGCGGAAAUUGCCCAGGAACUUCUACAGACGAAUGGACCUCCUUCUCUUCUUGCCAGCAUGAUUCUCUCCACAAAUGCAGUAAAUUUGCAGCAGCCACAACAGUCUACCUUUAGCCCAGAAGCAUGUUUCAAAGACCCAUCAUUUUUGCAGGUUCUUGAAAAUCGUGCACCAAGGUUUUUACCAAAUACAUUUCCUCGUACUAGCGUGACUAAUUUUAAUACCACCAUUAGCCAAGAAGGAAGUGAAAUUAUUAAACAGGCCUUGGAAACUGCUGGCAUUCCUAGUACAUUUGAGAGUGCAGAAAUGCUUACUCCAGUUGUUCCAUCAAGUGGUGUGUCUGAGACAGCACAAGUCAAUGCAGUGGUCAUGCCAAAUUCAAAUGUGCCCCCUCUGUUACAGAGUGUAUGCCAUCCAAAUGCCCUGCUUACAAACCAGAGUAGGACACCAGACUCCAAAACUUCCUCCGUGGAUGAGUGCAGCACUUUGCCAGUCUUUCCAGCAAAUGAUUUACUACUGAAGACUGUGGAAAAUGGCUUGUGCUCUGGUUCAUUCCCUAGUGCUGGUGAGUCAUCACAUAAUUUUACCAAUAAUAGUCCACGUGUUUCAGUUAUAAGUGGUCCUCAGAAUUCAAAGUCUAGUCAAUUAAAUAAAAAAGGAAACAGUUCUUCUAAGAAAAGAAAGAAAGCUGUUCCUCCAUUAAUAGCACCUAAUACAUCCCAGAACUUGGUAUCAGAUGACUUAACAGCAGUGGAACUCGUAGCAAAGAAUGUUGAGAUAUCAACUACUAGCCUUCAUGCAAAUGCAGUUCCAACUUGUGAACCUCAGGGGUUGGUGGGAAAUCUAACACAGAAGCUAAGUAAUGUUGACAAUCAGUUAUUUUUGACUGAUGUAAAAGAAAGCUUCAAAACUAACCUUGAGUCUCAUACAGUGUUAGCACCUUUACCAUUAAAAACAGAAAAUGGUGAUUCCCAAAUGAUGACUUUAAAUUCAUGUACAACAUCGAUAAAUUCUGAUUUGCAGAUUUCUGAAGACAAUGUUAUGCAAAACUUUGAAAAGACUCUUGAAAUUAUUAAAACGGCUAUGAAUUCUCAAAUACUUGAGGUGAAAAAUGAAACUCAAGGUGUUGGUGAAACAUUACAGAAUGCACAAAUAAGUUACAACAUUCAACUUCCUUCAGUAAACACUGUACAGAAUAGCAAAUUACCUGAUUCUUCUCCAUUUGCUUCCUGUAUAGGAAUCAUGACAACAAAAAGUAAUAUUCCUCAGUCAGAAGUAUUAAAUAAAGGGGAUCAAAUACAAGAAAUCUUAGAAGGGUUACAGAAAUUAAAAUUAGAAAAUGACCUCUCCACUCCAGUGUCCCAGUGUGUACUAAUCAAUACAUCAGUGACUCUGUCUCCCACACCUGUUAAAUCAACUCCAGAUACCUUAGUGGUUCAGCCAGUUUCUGAAAUUGUGAAUAGUGUUCAGUUUAGUGACAAGGUUAAUAAACCCUUUGUGUGUCAAAACCAAGGCUGUAACUAUAGUGCUAUGACAAAAGAUGCACUGUUUAAGCACUAUGGUAAAAUCCAUCAGUAUACUCCAGAGAUGAUUCUUGAGAUUAAGAAGAAUCAGUUGAAAUUUGCUCCAUUUAAAUGUGUGGUACCUACAUGUACAAAAACAUUUACAAGAAAUUCUAAUCUCCGGGCACACUGUCAAUUGGUACAUCAUUUUACAACAGAAGAAAUGGUAAAGUUAAAAAUAAAAAGGCCUUAUGGAAGAAAAUCUCAGAAUGAAAAUUUGCCAGCGUCAAAUGUUGUUCAAGUAAAAAACCAGCUAGUUAUGACAGAAGAAAAUAAAAAGGAAUCCCAGCCUGCUUUAGAACAGGAAACGGUGAAGGAAAAUGACAUAACUAAUCUAACAGUGACCCCAGAAAUAGAACUUACAGAAAAAAAAAGUCCUGAAAAUACAGAAAGUUCUUCACAAGCAAUUGCAGUUAGUCCAGAACAACAUAAUAAAAAUUCCCCAACAAAUACACAAACCAAAGGACGGAAAAUUAGGAGGCAUAAAAAAGAAAAGGAAGAGAAACAAAACAAGAAGCCAGUAACCCAAACCCUUGAGAUACCAACAAGAUACAGUCCCUACAGACCUUAUCGGUGUGUUCACCAGGGUUGCUUUGCUGCCUUUACAAUACAGCAAAACUUGAUUCUUCAUUACCAGGCUGUUCACAAAUCGGACCUCUCUGCAUUUUCUGCAGAGAUUGAAGAAGAAAGUGAGGCUGGUAAAGAAAGUGAGGAAGGUGAAACUAAACAAGCUGUGAAAGAAUUUCGAUGUCAGGUUAGUGACUGUUCUAGAAUUUUCCAAGCAAUUACUGGCCUGAUACAACAUUACAUAAAACUUCAUGAGAUGACUCCUGAAGAAAUUGAAAAUAUGGCAACCACUGUGGAUGUUGGGAAAUUUCCAUGUGACCAGUUAGAGUGCAAAUCUAGCUUUAGUACCUACUUGAACUAUAUUUUCCAUCUUGAGGCUGACCAUGGAAUUGGGUUAAGAGGAAGUAAAGGAGAUGAGGAUGGCAUAUAUAAAUGUGAUUGUGAAGGUUGUGACCGUAUUUAUGCAACUCGAUCUAAUCUCCUCCGACACAUUUUUAAUAAACAUAAUGACAAACAUAAAGCUCAUUUGAUUCGACCUAGAAGAUUAACCCCAGGUCAGGAAAAUAUAUCAAGCAAGGCAAACCAAGAAAAAACAAAACCCAAACAUCGAACAAAAGACAGCAGAUCCAGGAAGGAAGGAACUAAAAUACCUAAGACAAAACGAAAGAAAAAAAAUCAUUUAGAAAACAAGAACACAAAAAUUGUGCAAGUUGAAGAAAAUAAGCCUUAUUCUUUGAAACGUGGAAAGCACGUAUAUUCUAUAAAGGCUAGAAAUGAUGCCUUAUCGGAGUGUACAAGCAGGUUUCUCACCCAGUAUCCAUGCAUGAUAAAGGGAUGUUCAUCAGUUGUUACAAGUGAAAGCAAUAUCAUUAGACAUUAUAAGUGCCAUAAGCUAUCCAAGGCAUUUACAUCACAGCACCGCAAUCUUCUUAUUGUCUUCAAACAGUGUUGCAACUCACAAGUUAAGGAAACGUGCCCUGAGCAAGACGUUAAUAAAAGUGAUGUGAAAGAGCCUGACACCUGUGUAUCAGAGAACAAUGACAACUCAGAAGCACCUUUGGUUCCACAGAGGGAAGUAAAAAAAAAUGAAAAAGAUGAAAUGGAUGAACUAACAGAGUUAUUUAUCACAAAACUAAUAAAUGAAGACACCACCAAUACAGAGGCCCAGGCUAAUAAUCCUCCUUCAAUUGAAAGUAAUGAUAUUCAGGAAAAUAACCCCUGCCAAUCAGAAAAACCAAAAGGAAAUAAUUUGAAAAGAAUUAAUAAAGAAAAAAAUGUCUCACAAAAUAAGAAGAGAAAAACUGAAAAACCUGAAGCCACGUUGGCUGUUGAGUUAAGUAGUCCACAAAAAGAAGAAGAAACUGCUGUUGCCAUUCAGACCACUGAGGAUCACCCUGCCUCCUUCGACUGGAGCUCCUUUAAACCUAUGGGAUUUGAGGUAUCAUUUCUCAAGUUCCUGGAGGAGUCUGCUGUAAAGCAGAAGAAAAAUACAGACAAAGACCAUCCUAACAGUGGAGCUAAAAAAGGAGCUCAUUCAAAUUCAAGAAGAAAUACAAACAAGACUGCUGUGACUGGUGGGAAUCGUGUAUGUUCUUGUAAAGACAGUGAAACUUUUGUACAGUUUGCCAAUCCAUCACAACUUCAGUGCAGUAAAAAUGUAAAAAUUGUUUUAGACAAGACUUUUAAAGAUUGCACUGAGCUCGUCUUAAAGCAGCUUCAGGAAAUGAAACCUACUGUUAGUCUGAAAAAACUUGAAUUACGUCAAGAUAAGUCUCUUAUGAAAGAAGUCAGCAUAGGUAAAGCCAUGGGGAGAGGGCAGGACUGAGAACUUAUGUACUUACUAUAAAUACAUUAUUAAUGGUUUUAUUUUAAAUAGGAAGCCAUUAAGCAUGCUAGAAUUGUGAAUUUUGUUUUCUUUUGUUGUUGUUGUUGUUACCAAUUAACCUAGCCAAGAAAAAAGGAAGAAGAGAAGAAAAAUACAAACUAACCGCCAUGACAUUUGUCAUGUAAAACUUUUUGUUUUUAUCCCUAUGGGACUGGAGGGACAGAAGCAGUACUUCUGUUUUGUAAAUAGAUGAGCUGAACCUCAUAUUUCUACCAACCAGUUACCCUUUCCAUGACCUAAACUGAAUUUUCUGUGUGAAUGGUGUGUUUCACGGGUCACUGCUCAUGUAUAACAGUCCUCUUUGUAGAUACCUUUUUUUGUAUAUAUUUAUUAUUGUAAAUCAUCUGCUGCCACCAGCAGUCUAUAAGUCUAAACUAUUAAAUGACACAUUUAUAUUUGGAAUUUUAAUUUUUAACUGACCAAGUUUUUAACUAAGUGAUCAAAUCUUGUUUUAAAUUAAGAACUUUUUGAACUAAAACUAGAAACUGCUAUAGUCCUUUUGUUUUUUAACGUGCAUUUAUUUGCAAAAUGCUCUUAAGAUUACUUUUCACAGACAAGGCACAUUGUUGUAUUUACACCUCACUCUGCUUUGUAAAUUUACCGUUCAAAAUUUUUAGGUGGUAGUCAUGUUAAAUUAAGGCAGAUGCUUUAAGCAAUUUCCUAUACAUACAAGAUUUUUUGGUUUGGGGUGGGUUUUUUUUGUUUUUUUCAUUGCUUUUAAUUGGAUACAGUUGCUAUGAUUCCAUGAAACAUAAUGGAAAUGUGAAUAAAGAAUUUAUUACAUUAAAGAUUUUAAACAUUUGAUAUUUAAAAAAAUUCUUUGUGAUGUGAUAGAAACUAGUAGUGUGGAGCAGUGUAAAUAUUUGAGGUGGUGAUUUGUGAAGUAGCCCAGUAUUGCCUUAAAUAAAAUCACAUUUCAUUUCUUGUUUAUACAUGUGAUCUUAAAAAGGUUUUGGGUUUGGUCCCCCCUCCCCCCUGCCCCUUUUUUUGAAAUUUAUAGAUUGGUGUAUAGCUUUAAACUGUAUAAACUUUUGUGGAAAGAUUUUUUUAAACAUUUUUAUAAAUCUUAAUAUUCGUAUCAUCAAAGUGAGCCCAUCUUGUGUUUAUAAAAUGCAAGAGUCCUUAGCAUUUCUAAUUACAAAGAUAAAACACUUUCUAUAAGGAAGUUGGAUGUUUUGAUUUUAUUGUUAUAGAUGUUAGAUUAUACAGAUUUGUCUGUAUUUUUCCACCAUAUCUAAUGAUACUUUUUUCAUUAGAUUGGUCUUCAAGAGCAGUAUUAGUUGUACAAUGGAUUAUUUUGGUUAUUCAGUAUAUAGUUAGCUCUUACAAUUUAGCUUUAUUCACCAUAUUUAUACUGUGGAUUCACAGCUAAAAGUAGAGAGUUUAUGACCUUCAUUUAAAGUCCAAUGAAAAUCAGUACUAGAAGCAAAAGGAAAAUACUCUUUCAAGAUCAACUUUUGUUUCUGUUUGCCAUAAAUACUAUAGUAGAAUUGGUUUUUUACUUUGUGUUUGUUAUAAAAUUUGAAUUCACAAUACUAUUAGCUUGUGGUAUUGAAGAUAAUGUGAUGAUCUGAAAUUGUGUAUAUUCCCUGUGCAACAUCAUAAUUUCAGGAAAAAUGAAGCACUUACCAUUAAUUGAAAUUACUAGUACUCUGAAUAAAUAAGCAUGGCCAAGGAGUGAAUUAUUUUCUUUUGGAAAAUCUUUUUAUGUUUUAUUAUUAAAAUAGUUUUAUAUUUAGGGUCUAAUUGGUUGUACUUCCUAAUUGGUUUCAUUUCCUUAAAGGUUUAUUACCAAUAUGCAUAAGACUUGACACAUUAAAAUUCCUGUCCCUUGGUAAGCCCACUGUUAUUUAUUAAAAUAAAAGUUGUUUUUAUGGGUGGUUAA